This is a messenger RNA of Scutellospora calospora, 435 nucleotides long. The record is from the annotation of a GenBank genome assembly. Lineage: Eukaryota; Fungi; Glomeromycota; Glomeromycetes; Diversisporales; Gigasporaceae.
AUGCUUUUGUUAGUUAUUAUAAUCUCAGAAGAAAUACCAAAAGAUAUAACCUUUGAUUCAUGGGAUGAAGUUGAAGCAUUCUUUUUGGAUUAUAAAAAAAAAAGUGAACGAUUGGUAAAUCAACAAACUAUCACAACUAAUCAAGAACAAGAUAAUAUGACUAAUCAAAAACAGAAUGGCAUAACCAAUCAAUCUUCAUCCGAGAGUAUAAUUGAACGAAAUAUUAAUCAAGAUACUGAAAUGCUAUCAGAAAAUAAAGAAUUAGUCUCUCCUGUUGUUGGUAAAAGAAGGCCACAAAAGCACAGAUAUAUUAGUAGUAUUAAAAAAGAAAAAAAGCAUAGAGGGAAUUCAACCCAAGGAAUAUAUAAAUGUCAUAUAUGUAGUAAAGCUAGUCAUAAUUCAGCAUUUCAUAAGAAUAAGGCAGAAGAUAGUUGA